AUGGAGGACGAGCAGGAGGUCGAGCUGGACCUCGAGAAACAGCGGCAUUCACGAUCUAGUUCGUCACAGGAAGAGCAGCAUGCGAAGACCGACUUAGAACAACAACUCGUCGAGGCGACCACAACAAUCGCUGUACUUGCCGAACAGUUGAAAGCUGCCAAUGAGAAGCAACAAAACCUUGAAGCGGAGUUAGUGGAGGCACGAGCCAGUACGCCACAGCUCAUGACGGAGCUUGCGGUGGCACAGGAACGACUUAAAGUCGCGGAGGAAAACCAUGUUCGUCUCGAGAAGCAACUGGCUGAUUCUCAAUCGAGAGUAAUUGUCGAUAUCCCGCGACUUGAGACGGAACUCGCCGUGGCGAAGGAGCAACUUAAGGCGUUUGAUGACAAGUUCAAGGCAAUGAAACUAGAACACACGCUUGAGCUGGAGAAUAUAACGCUGCAACUUACGUCUAUGGAGGAGAAACACGAGCUCCAACAACGUGCCGAGAAUCUAUUGACUAAAUCAAAAGGUCGAGAUCCUGAAGACUUGCCCACACCGGAAAGGUUGUAUCUGGCACCGAUGAUGAUCAUGCCGGACAUGUCCAAUGCCUUGACUUGUGUCACCUUCGUAACUGGCUCCUCUCGCGAAGCUAUUGACGAAAAAGUGCAAAGGUUACGAGGGCAACUCGUGCCAGGUGCCAAGGCGAUUCUCGUUGAGUCUCAAGAAGAAGCCGACUACAUCAAGCAGGCGAUCGUGGAGAGAGGACGUGAACUCACACAGCGCAAGCGCAACAAGAACCCGAAAUUAGUGGUAGAUGUCGAAUUUUACAACGAGCCCAACAAGCUUUGCACGCGUCAUGCUGACGAUGAAGCGACUACGCGCGAUGAAUUCUUGCGGCUCUUCCAACUUCCGUUCGCUCCUCUCGGCGAACUGGUCGAGCAUGUCGCUCCAGAGAUCGAAGCUCCCGAGAAAACCGUCGAUAACGAAAUGCCGUCUGUGGCGACUACAAGUCCUCUGAAGAAGAUCGUCGAGAAGGAGACGCCUCCAGCAAGUCCGACGUCCGGCGAAGAGAUGGCAGAAGAGCCUCGACCUUCUCGCAUCCCAUCGGUGCGUAGCUGGCGCCUGCCUGUACGAGGACCCAAUCUUCGACUAUCGCACCGUUUUGGGUUCAGUUGCGAUCCAGCUAUGCUGCUAGCAAUUCUUGCGGGUUUAUCAGAAGCUGGACAACCAGAGUUGUGGGAUGAGGAUUCCGACGAAGACGAGCAGACUCAGUCGUUGAGCACACAAGAAGGAAUGGUACAGCGGUUUAAGAUGAUGCGAGCCCGAUUUGUUCGGCCAGGAGGCAUCUUCGGUGAGCAAAUACUCGCUGGAAAUCUCCGCACCGGUAGGUUGUCACUGGACGAUGCCAAGUCAGCGUCUGACGCGAGAUCACUGCGAGACCUCACGCCGAUGACUGGCAAAGAACUGGAGCUCGGGACGACGCACAGAGGUCGGUACCUUUGCGGUUGGGUGGCUGUUGAUGACGCGUUCUUUGGUAUUGCCUCGUCGUCACUGAUUCUCGAGGAUGUUACGGGCUAUUUGGUGGAGAUUGCUGCCUACGGAUUGGUGGAUACCGAGCUUCCGGCACAUGAACGGCAACGUGUAGUGGCCGGCAAGCUCUCUAAAGGACGACCGAUCGUUGUUCUCGAGCCAUACUAUAAAGUGCGGAUGGAUGGGUCGGUAGGAGUUCGAGUCGACGAAGCAGAAGAAAUUAUCCCAUGGCAAGACGUCCCGACGGACUUGAUGAGCUGGAAGAAGCUCGGAAAUGAAUUCUUUAGUACGUUGGACUCCCAGAACGACGGUCGUGGAGCGCUAGCGUGUUAUAAACGUGCACUGGAAGUCGCACAGUCUGAAGUUGAACUGCUGGCGGUGCUGCUCACCAAUAUCGCAACUUGUCGCUCUAAAGUGGAAGACUACGCAGCUAUUAUCCAGCUUUCCGGUGCUGCGGUGCAUCUCGAUCCUACCUAUUUCAAAGAUGGGUGGCGAAAGGAAGGAUCGGUCUGUUUCUUCAAAGGCGACUUCGAGUGUGCUGAGGAAAAGUAUCGAAAGGGGGUGGAGGUCAUGAGAUCAUGCUGUCAGAACGCAUCGGUGGUGCUGAACAACGUCGCGGCUGUUUAUUUGAGGCUGCAUCAAGCUUCAUCGGCCAGUUCGGAAGAGGUUCCGAAUAUCGAGGCAGCAGUUUUGAACUCUUCUGUUGCGGGCAUUGUCGACCCUCUCAACCACAAGGCGUGGCUUCGUCGGGUUCGCUGCUUGGGCACAAUGGGGUUCAGUCAUGAAAAAUGCGUUCAAGACUUGCAAGGAAUUCGCGCCAACGUCGUUUUAAGCGCAGUGGAACAUUCGGGCCAGCUGAAAGUUUUCGAACAGAAUCUGGAUGUCGUAAUUCUGAACCUCACCAGAUCAGAGACUGCCAAAAGGGAUAUCAAGUCGACAGAGACUCCAAGUGAACAGCGUGAUGAGAAGCCUCCUCCUGACGUCCCAAAAGUCGAGGAAUAUGAAGAAAUAGAUCAGUAUAUCGCUCGAUUGGAAGGGUUUGUGGAGAGAUUGCGCAUGGCACAUGCCAUAUCCAAGUCCCAGUCGAACCCUCGGCUUCAGCUUCUACCUCUUGAGAUGCAAAUGUUCUUUGCAAAUCCGCCACCAGAAAUCCACACCGAGUUCCCAAAGCUUCGUAAAUGGCCCGAAGGUAUCGACGCUGCACUCGCGCAGAAGCUUCUCUAUCGUGCCUUCUUGGAUGCCAGCGUGAACCCUUGGAUCGAUGCACUACGCAUGCGAGAUGGAAGUUUUUUUGACACGAUAAGCUUUGGUGACCGAGUGAAGCGCUGGCAUGGGACCGGAGCGAUGGAACUCCUUCGAGCCAGAGGGUCCGUUCAUCAUGGAGAUAUCGUUGACGCUCGUGAAGCUUUGAGUGACUAUGCACCGAGAUAUGACGCUAAGACUCGAUCGAACUUCUCCAACAACGUCAGUCGCGCGGAUAUCUACUACUUCGACUCGACCCACGUAGCGAUUGGCUUCACUGACUGUAGUAGUCUCCUGGCUGCUACGCUAUGCGAGAACUCAAGUCGCGACGGACCUUUGCGAUAUGUUGGAUUCGAGAUGAGCGAGUUUGCCGUGGCCAAGUGGAAAGUAGCUGCGCUUAUGCUCGGAUCUUCCAGUGUCUCGAUCUCAAGUGUGAUGGAAGUUUGGCUCUCGUCAACGUGGAGUGAGACCACGUUGAAGGACUUCAGGAACAGCUUGAACGUUGUACUGACCUCGCUACAAGAGCAGGAUGAGAACCCAAAGGUGAUGGCAUAUUUGAAGCACUGGGCGUCGGCGGAGACGAUUUCUGCAGCUGAAGCACGUUCCCAGUUCUUCUCGAACUUGGUGAAACACAGUAGUAGAAUUCUACCUGCGCUGUGUUGCUUCUGCCGUCAGAUCGACCGCCUCGACUUAACUCAGUACAUGCUGACUGGAGAGAUCCGAGCAUCGCCCGAUGUCGUGAAUCUGGUUGAGAAGGAGCAACCUGGUGCAACUAAAAGGACCAAUGGCUCAACUGGACAAGCGAAGAAGAAACGGAACCGAAAGAAGAAGAGAACGGCGAAAGGAAAACGUGUGAAAGCGUCUGAUGCUGCGUCCCUGGUUGGCAACUUGACGAUGUGGAAUGUGCCCGCUAACUCUCCUCCACUCGAUGACGAAAUUGCGCUUAACACUGUGGAUUUUAGGACCUUGGUGGAGGACUACGUUGACCCAGAAAAGAAGCAGAAGAACUCGACAAAGCGUUUGUCGGUGCUGGAUUUGUUCGUCAUUUACAUUCUUAAGAAUCUCCAUCGUCUUCGCGGUCUGAUGCUGGCGAAUAUAUUGACAGUCGAAGUGAAUUACGGCGUCGUCAAGGCAGGACGUGAUGCGAGUGACCCCGUGGAUGAGGCGCUGCUGACGCGUAUAGCGGAGCUGCAGCCGGAGACUAUUUCGUGGUCAAACCUGCUGGAUUAUUUUUCACUCGAGGGUUUUCAUGACCUCGCUCGACGCUGUUCGAUGUAUGGAAACUGUUUGCACUACGGACACAGCACCAACUGGUCGGCACAAGUAUUCGGAGCGUCAAUGAUCGACUAUCACCCGGGAAAUGCCAGCGUGAUGAUCGAGGCGGUGCUUAACUCUGCUCUAGGACUCUCGAACGAGGCGUUGCCAGGUCCACCACUUCUUUCAAUGGUAAAUAUGCUCACGAAAGAGAAUCUGGACAAGUUAUUGUUCCUACCUUUCCCGGCGUCUGGGGACUUCGUGCACACCAAUGAACUCUGGAUUUCAGAUGGGUACAAACAAUGUGGCAGUGGCGAGUCCUCUCGAUCGCUCGCCAUGCGCGCUCUACUUGAGCUGGUGCUACGAUCCAAAUGUGCGAUUGGUCGAGGGAGACCCUUUUGA
Molecule: messenger RNA, 4410 nt
Organism: Phytophthora infestans T30-4
Lineage: Eukaryota; Oomycota; Peronosporomycetes; Peronosporales; Peronosporaceae
Exons: 5
Coding region: 1-4410 (1469 amino acids)
Molecular function (GO): protein binding
Source: RefSeq, a predicted model, not a curated record